Messenger RNA from Atta colombica, 2665 nucleotides. It is a transcript of the gene Mmp1, whose product is annotated as matrix metalloproteinase-14. The record is from RefSeq and is a predicted model, not a curated record. The coding region runs from base 724 to 2475 and encodes 583 amino acids. Gene Ontology annotation, molecular function: zinc ion binding; metalloendopeptidase activity. Gene Ontology annotation, cellular component: extracellular matrix. The transcript is spliced from 10 exons. Gene Ontology annotation, biological process: proteolysis; extracellular matrix organization; collagen catabolic process. Lineage: Eukaryota; Metazoa; Arthropoda; Insecta; Hymenoptera; Formicidae.
GAUAGAGUAACACCGCGUACCCGCGCGUUUUUCAUCGGCUCUACUCUCCUUUGACGUGGAUCAUCAGUCCAUGAUCCAUCCUUACUCGUUCCAAUUUUACUAUUGAUCUCUAUUAUUUCUCUCUGGUUUUAUUUCUUCGUCUUCCAUCGCUUCUCGAUUUCGAGUUCAUCGAAACGGACCAUCUCUGCAAAUCAAGAAGAGGGAGGUCUUUGUCGGACUGAAAAUCGAACGAGGUGCAUAUGAAUACGCUGAGGAGUUACAUUUGGAGCAACAGAGCGAAAGAACCCUGAGGCGAAUCAUCAGGCGAAGAAAACACUACGAGAUCGAUAGUGUUGUGGCAACCACGUUAAAGACCACCACCCUGCCAAGUGGUACUCUAUCGAGAACUACGGUGGAAACGGUUGUAGAGAGAUUGUUUUUUUUCGCGUGUAGUAGUAGAAUUAACGCGAGAAGUAACGUUGAGAAUCCAAUAGCUCGUACAUGCCGAUAAUUUAUCUAAACAAGAGGCUAAUCGAAAGUAUACCUAUCACCUUAUCAUCUGACAUCGUCCGACAUUGCGAUUUUCGGGGUGUCUUCGAGAAGCACGUGUGUAUUCAGUGUUUUUUAAAGGGGUGUAAGGAAGAGGAUACUGACGCUGUCUACGGGCGGGAAAGUCACGGUGAUUAAUUCCUUAGCGGAAAUCCAGCUUAAGCACGAGUUGAAUUGAAAACAGUCGUCGAAAAUAUGACGAGGUGGACCGAAAUCGUUUUACAACGGCAAAGAAUCAACAUCUAUCUGAUAGCGUUCUUCGUUUUACACGCGAAUACAGAAGCAGUACCGGCUGAUUUCGUCGUUAGCGAUACCACUGCCGCGAAUUACCUAGCGCAAUACGGAUAUUUGCCGCCGAUAAAUCCGGAAAAUGGUGCUUUUUUAAGCGAGGAUAAGCUAACGGCAGCGAUAGAAGAAUUCCAAGCAUUCGCUGGUCUUAAUAUUACAGGUGAAUUAAAUGAAGAAACUGCUAAGCUUAUGGCUACACCAAGAUGCGGUGUUAAAGAUAAAGUUGGACCAGCUGCCGAUGGAAGAUCAAAGAGAUACGCUCUUCAAGGGUCCAGAUGGCGUACGAAGAAUCUAACGUACAAAAUUAGCAAGUACCCAACUGGUCUUAACAAACAGGAAGUAGAAAAGGAAAUAGCGAACGCAUUCUCUGUUUGGACGGGUGAAACUGAUCUGACAUUUACCCGCAAGACAGGACACGAAAAUGUUCAUAUCGAUAUCAGAUUCGAAGUAGGUGAGCACGGCGAUGGUGAUCCUUUCGAUGGACCUGGUGGCACCUUAGCACACGCAUAUUUUCCCGUAUACGGUGGUGAUGCUCACUUCGACGAUGCUGAACGAUGGACCAUCAGAAGCUACCGCGGUACCAAUCUCUUUCAAGUUGCGGCUCAUGAAUUCGGGCACUCGCUCGGUUUAAGUCACAGUGAUGUCAAAAGUGCUCUGAUGGCACCCUUUUACCGCGGCUACGAUCCACAUUUUACUCUAGAUCAAGAUGAUGUUAGCGCGAUUCAGGCUCUAUAUGGCACGAAAACUAAAUCGCCACGAGGAUCGCGACCUCCGCCGCCUGCCGAAGAAGAUCCUGAAUUGUGUAAAGAUCCAAAGAUCGAUGCAAUGUUCAACACGAAAGACGGCGAGAUAAUUGCGUUCAAGGGAAAACAUUAUUGGAAAUUAACAGACGACGGUGUGGCCAGCGGUUAUCCUAGACGUAUUAGUAGCACAUGGAAGGAACUUCCAUCAAAUAUAGACGCUGCGUUUACAUACAGGAAUGGCAAAACUUAUUUCUUUAAGGGCACGCAAUACUGGAGGUAUAUUAAUACGACUAUGGACGGUGAUUACCCGAAGGAAAUUAGCGAUGGUUUUACUGGCAUUCCUGAUAACAUCGAUGCGGCUACCGUAUGGACUGGAAAUGGCAAGAUUUAUUUCUACAAGGGUGCAAAAUUCUGGCGCUUCGAUCCAGCGUCGAAGCCACCAGUGAGAAGUAGCUACCCUAAACUCAUCCAAAAUUGGGAAGGCAUACCGAAUCACAUCAACGCGGCAGUAACAUAUAAGGGCUAUACAUAUUUCUUCCAAGAUAACGCCUACUAUCGAUUCAACGACCGAUUAUUCAAGGUUGAUGAUGCUAAUCCUGCCUUCCCGAGAUCAACAGCGUACUGGUGGUUUGGGUGCAAGUCUGCUAACAAAGGGACAUUAGGUAAUGAUCGCUGGCCAUUCGCAUUUGCCAGUAAUCUGGACGUGGCUGAUACAUACGACGAUUACGGUAAUCUUGACAGCGUUGGUGACAUCAUUCUAGACGCAGGAGGCACCGACGAGCUCGUCACAUCAUCGAAUCACCAUCAUGAAAACUCUGGAGGGUCCGUGAAUUCGCUGCAUUCAUUGAAAAGCAUACAGCAACUUUUGCUCAGCAUCAUGACAACGAUCAUCGCGAGGUUCAUCGUGGCUACGUAAAAGCAGCGAUGCAAUGACUUGAAACUCGAAUCGAUAUGCGUUCGCGAAAUGUGAUCAAAAGGUGUCGAAUUUUUGUUUAUUUUUGAAAAGUGAAUGUCAAUCGUCGUUGGUGCGACGCGUUCAGGAACUUGCGCUUUUGGUAAUUAAGUAGAUAGUUAGAAAAUUAUGACGAGCAAUAUUUCCGCCGCAA